AUUUUAUCAAAAUACCAACAAUGAACAUUAAGCCACGACUUUAUGGAGAUGCAAAUUUAAAAAAGAGACCAUCAUACUUCGAAUUUGAAAACAUGGAUAUUCAUUAUGGGUAUAUUGAUUAUUUAUUUUUAGACAACUUGAUAAUUAUGAGAUUGUAAGGAAAAUUGGAAGAGGAAAAUAUGCAGAAGUUUUUGAAGGAAUCAAUGUUAAUACACUAUAAAAGGUUGUUAUCAAAGCUUUAAAACCAAGUAUUAAAUAUUAAAUAUUUAAUAGUAAGAUAGAAGAAGAUAAAGAGAGAAAUCAAAAUAUUACAAAAUUUGAAUGGUUAAAACAAUGUGUUGAAAUUACUUGAUGUUGUAUUUGAUCCUGCUUCAAAGACUACUAGUUUGAUUCUUGAGUUCAUCAAUAACACAGAUUAUAGAGUCUUAUAUCCUUAAUUGUAGGAUCAGGAUGUUCGCUUUUAUAUGUAUGAAAUUUUGAAAGUAAUUUUUAAAUUACAUUUAUAUAUAUAGUCUUUAGAUCAUUGUCAUAGUAUGGGUAUAAUGCAUAGAGAUAUCAAACCACAUAAUAUAAUGAUUGAUCAUGAAAAGAAGUUAUUAAAAUUGAUUGACUUUGGAUUGGCAGAGUUCUAUUUCCCUAAUAAAAAUUAUAAUUGUAGAGUAGCUUCUCGAUAUUUUAAAUCUCCUGAACUUCUUUUAGAUUAUUAAUAUUAUGAUUAUAGUUUAGAUAUUUGGAGUUUGGGAUGCUUAUUUGCUGGAAUCAUAUUUUAAUAAGAGCCAUUCUUUCAUGGAUAAGAUAAUAAUGAUCAAUUAGAUAAAAUAGCAAGAGUAUUAGGAACAGAUGAUUUGAUGAAUUAUCUCUAGAAAUACAACAUUUCUUUGGGUCCAAACUUUGAGAAUGUAUUAGGAUAACAUCCUAAAAAACCAUUCAAUAAAUUUGUGAAUGAAGAUAAUGAAUAUUUGGCAAAGGCUGAUGCAAUUGAAUUAUUAUAGAGCAUGCUUAUCUAUGAUCAUGUAAUAAAAUUAUCUAUAUAAUAAUAGAAUCUAAGAAUUACAGCCAAAGAAGCAAUGUUACAUCCUUAUUUCCAAUCAAUCAGAAAGAACUCUAAAAGAUAAUGAUAGUUAGAGUCUUAAAUUAAUAUCAAAUAUAAACACC
Paramecium primaurelia is the source of this 1155-nucleotide messenger RNA. NCBI's taxonomy places the organism in Eukaryota, Ciliophora, Oligohymenophorea, Peniculida, Parameciidae. The record is from the annotation of a GenBank genome assembly.